AUGACAGAGGCCAACACUUUCGCUAUCCAAGGGUACAACUUGUCGCGGCUUUUGAAGCGCUUAGAAGAUGCUACGGCGCGUUUGGAAGAUGUGACGUUUUUCCAAGAAGGGUACAUCCAGACGAAGAUCGACGCGAUGAAGAAGGAGGGAAGUGAUGUGAGUAGUAGCAGUGUGAAUAAUUUAGCCGUCGAGCAACAGUCUGGAGUUGCAGAGCCAGCUGGAACGAAAUCAACACCGGCGCCCCGGUCACCACAAGAGACCUCUGCAGAGCCUGCCAGCAUAGUUGCAUUCGAGAGUUUAGUGGAUUUGCACGUCAAGCCGCUUCUGGAGGUAUCGGAAAAAAUCGAUCCUCUGGUUAAAGAAGCCAUUGACCACUUGUACAGAGCAUUCAAAGCUCAAAAGCAAUUCUUGAGACUCGUGGCGAAUUCCAAGAAACCAGACUACGCUUCCGAGGCAUUCGCCAAGUCUUUACAGCCCUUGAACGAGCAACUUCUGGCCAUUGGUGAUCUGAAGGACAAUAAUCGCCAAAGCAAAUAUUUUGCUCAUCUUAACGCUGUAGCAGAAGGUGUUCCAUUGUUGAGUUGGAUCGGAGUGGAGACCCCAACGUCUGUGAUCAGCGACUUCAAAGAUGCAGCUCAAUUUUGGACUAACAGAGUGCUUAAGGAUUUCAGAGACUCCGAUAGCAAUAGCGUUGAUUGGGUCAAGCAAUAUCUUGGCGUUUUUGACGCGCUGAAGGACUACGUCAAACAGUAUCAUAUGACGGGACCCUCUUGGAAUGCUCAAGGUCUAGAUUUCGCAGAAUCCCUGGACAAAUUUGGCACCGUUACGCCUCAGGCAAGCGAAAAGGCACCAGCACCGCAGCCCACAAGCUCUGGUGCACCACCACCACCUCCACCUCCUCCAGCCCCACCGGCAUCUGUCUUCCAAGCCGAAGAUGCGACCCAAGCUCCUAAAGGUGGAAUAGACGCUGUUUUCAGCGAGUUGAAUCAAGGUCAAGACAUAACGAAGUCGUUAAAGAAAGUGGACAAGUCUCAACAAACUCACAAAAACCCUGCGCUUCGGGGAUCAUCUGUUGCUCCUGCCGCCAGAACUCCGCCACCAAAGCCUAAAAAACCUACUACACUCAAGACAAAGAAGCCGGCAAGAAAGGAGCUUGUUGGUAACAAAUGGUUCAUUGAGGGCUUUGAAAACAUAGAAGAACCUAUUCAAAUUGAAGUCAACAAAGAUGAGUCUGUCUACAUCGGUAACUGCAGCUCUGUUCUCAUUCAAAUUAAGGGUAAAGUGAACGCUAUCUCCAUGAGCGAGACCGAACGUUGCAAUGUCAUGCUGGAAAGCAGCAUUUCGGGAUUCGAUAUCAUCAAGUCUGUCAAAUUUGCUCUUCAAGUGGAACAAACUCUUCCUCAAAUUAGCAUUGAUAAAAGUGAGGACGGUACCAUUUAUCUCAGCAAAGAUUCUAUGGAUGCUGAAAUCAUCACGUCAUGUAGUACUUCGUUAAAUGUGAACCUCCCGAUUGGCGAAGAUGAUGACUACGUUGAAUUUCCUGUCCCAGAACAGCUUAAGCACACUUUUGCCAAAGGCAAAUGGAAUAGCUCUGUUUAUGAACAUGCCGGCUGA
Messenger RNA from Lachancea sp. 'fantastica', 1614 nucleotides. NCBI's taxonomy places the organism in Eukaryota, Fungi, Ascomycota, Saccharomycetes, Saccharomycetales, Saccharomycetaceae. The record is from the annotation of a GenBank genome assembly.